Messenger RNA from Orussus abietinus, 1178 nucleotides. It is a transcript of the gene BCAS2, whose product is annotated as pre-mRNA-splicing factor SPF27. Gene Ontology annotation, cellular component: catalytic step 2 spliceosome; precatalytic spliceosome; Prp19 complex. Gene Ontology annotation, biological process: mRNA processing. NCBI's taxonomy places the organism in Eukaryota, Metazoa, Arthropoda, Insecta, Hymenoptera, Orussidae. The transcript has 3 exons. The record is from RefSeq and is a predicted model, not a curated record. Bases 124 to 978 code for a protein of 284 amino acids.
UUCUGUGAUUUUGCAAUAAAUACUGCCACUGUUCCACUAUUAAAAUAUAUCGGGUACUGAAAGUGUCCGCUGCAAUAAUGGUGCUCGCGUCGCAAGAAGUUCCACAGCUUCGUUUCCGAGGCAAUGGCUACCUUCAUCUCGUUUACCUUGUUUCUUUGCCGAGUUCCGAGUGAGAUAAACUUUCGAAGAACGAUUGCGGACAAGUUUUUAAUCUUUGACUUCAGGAAUAACGUUAUGGCUGGGGAAGUGAUUGUCGAUGCCUUGCCGUAUAUCGACCAAGGGUACGAUGAACCUGGUGUUAGAGCAGCGGCACUGGCAAUGGUGGAGGAAGAAACCAGGAGGUAUAGGCCGACUAAAAAUUACUUAGAACAUUUACCUGUAUUGAAUAUAAACGCAUUUGAAACGGAAGUCAUGAAACAUGAAUUUGAAAGAAUGCAAAAUCGUCUUCCGAUGGAAGUUCUAAGUAUGAAACGGUAUGAAUUACCUCCACCUCUACCUGGCAAAAUGAAUGACCUUUCUGCAUGGAACGAAAGCGUGGAGAACAGUAGCGCGCAACUGGAGCACCAAUCCACUAGAAUUUGUAACUUGGAAUUGAUGAUGGACUAUGGCUGUGAAGCAUGGAAAUCCUAUUUAGAAGUUUUAGUUCAAUUGGUUGGUCAAGCACAAAAGCAGUUACAAUUGUUAAGGAAAAAAAUACAAGAAGUUAAUUGGCAAAGGAAAUCUAUGCAAACACAAGGAGGAGAAAAACUGAGAGCACUGGAAGCUCAGUGGGUUGGUCUAGUGUCUAAGAAUUACGAAAUCGAACAAGCAUGUGUCCACUUGGAAGAAGAGAUACAGAAAUCAAUCUCUUUAAAAAAAGAAGCCAUUGAAAUUAGUGACGUUCCUGGGAAAGAAGCAGAACCUGGAUACCCAGAAAAGAGUGCAACCGAAACGAUGGCUCAGGAAAUCGUGCUUCGCGAAGCCAUUCAAGAAAAUUGAAAUAUUGAGCACCCAGUUUCUUUAAAUGUGAUCAUAAAACAAUGUAAAUUCAUACUGUAAAUAUCUAGCGGAAGACCAUCUUAGUUUAUUUUAAACGAAAAGAUGGACCUUUUCCAGAAUGUGAUCUCAGACUGCUCAUUACAAGCGCCAUUUGUCAUAAAUUGCAAACAUCAAUAAAGUACAAUUCGCUUUAAUCAUAA